Apis dorsata (giant honeybee) is the source of this 508-nucleotide messenger RNA. RefSeq names its product ribonuclease kappa-B (gene RNASEK). NCBI's taxonomy places the organism in Eukaryota, Metazoa, Arthropoda, Insecta, Hymenoptera, Apidae. Gene Ontology annotation, molecular function: RNA endonuclease activity. Bases 112 to 402 code for a protein of 96 amino acids. The record is from RefSeq and is a predicted model, not a curated record. The transcript is spliced from 2 exons.
AUUUCUCAUCAAUAAGAAUCAUAUGAUUAUUAAGGGUGUAGCAUAUUACAAGUCUUGAUAAACGUUUUUUUAGGUUACUUUAUAUAAACGAUAAUAAAAGAUAACUGCAAAAUGAAGAUAUGUGGACCUAAGUAUGCCCUAUGUGGCCUGAUAUUAUCUGUUUGGGGUAUAUUUCAACUGCUCCUGAUGGGAAUAUUCUUUUAUACAAAAAGUGUAGCUUUAAUAGAAGAUGUUCCAUUUGAAGCAAAUAUCAAAGAUACUACAGAAUUUUAUGGUGCUGCAGAUAGAGGUUACAAACAAAAUGCAUAUAAUUGUUGGAUUGCAGCUUGUAUCUAUCUUCUUACAUUAUUACUUUCUGGACAUCAAUUUUAUAUAAAUUCAAGAUCAUCUUUAAGUGUUUAAAUCAUAUGAUAAAACAAAUGAAAACAAUAUAUUUAAGUGUAUAAUAUAAUGUAUUAUAAAUAAAAUCAUAUUUAGGAAUAUGCUAAAUUUCAAAAAUAGAUUUUUU